Molecule: messenger RNA, 3249 nt
Organism: Osmia lignaria (orchard mason bee)
Lineage: Eukaryota; Metazoa; Arthropoda; Insecta; Hymenoptera; Megachilidae
Source: RefSeq, a predicted model, not a curated record
ACUGUGACACGACAUCCACAGACUGAAUCCAACUGAACAAUUAUUAGUUUAAAUUAUUUUACCCUACGAUGCCUGGUGGUGUCGUAUUUCUAGUCUGCAUUCCCACGUACAGCUACGAACACGAAUUGAUAUUUGGUGUGCCCUCGAAACUAAAUAAGAAGAAUGAAAAAGGAAAAUUCGUGAUUGGACCAAAAGUGAAUUUGCGUCUGAGAGAAACAAGAACGAGAACUCGAUUAUUGACGCUCGAUGACCAAGACGAAUUGCAAAGUAUCGUGGAAGCUGAGGAUGAUUCGACUGGAAGAAGAAGAGGGCAAGGGCGCCGAGUUCCCGGCCAAAGGGACAGAAACCCGGUUUUCGUGUCCAUGGAAACGGUUCUGGAUGAAUUGCUGAAGAAAUUGAAAGUAGAACACGUCGUCUGGUGCAAAGACAAAGAAGACAUGUAUUACCAGGUGAUAUUUCCGGUACCAGCUGGAGAACCAUGCGAGAAUUGUCUGCACUGUCUAACAGAAAUGGGGAUUGGUGUGAAAAUGAACUCCAUAGUAAGUGUGAUUCCGACCCAGUGCACGUACAGUGGCGUAGGUGGUGGUUCCGCUUACACGGCCAUCAAGGAUGAUCUAGCACGAAGACGAAAAGAAUCGGAAGAUAGGAAGAAUGCCUGGAAAGCGUUCGUGGAAUCAAUACGGUCGAAAUUGACAGUGAAACAAGUUGUGGAUGGCGUUCGCAGUGGUGGUGAUCUUACUUUCGAUUACGUGUUGCUAGUACUGACAGCUGAUUGUUUAGCAGCACUUGGUCUCAUCGAAAACAGUGCGACAAACGUUGUUGCGGCCAUGUUGGUCUCUCCCUUAAUGGGUCCCGUAAUGUCGUUAACCUUCGGGACCAUCAUAGCCGAUAGAAAUCUUCAAUGUGAUGGCUUAAAAAGUCUGCUACUUGGAAUAUUUGUCUCGAUCCUCUUUGGCUUUAUAUUUGGUCUGAUUUUGGGCACCACAGAGAUGCCUUGGGGUUACAACGACUGGCCGACCGAUGAAAUGAAAGGCAGAGGUAAUUAUAGAUCACUAUGGAUGGGUGUAUUAUGGGCUUUGCCAUCAGGUACUGGUGUAGCCGUAGCUUUAUUACAAGGAAGUAAUGGUCCUUUGAUUGGCGUUGCCAUAUCCGCUUCUUUACUACCCCCGGUAGUAAAUUGCGGUUUAUUUUGGGCUCUAGGGUGCAUAUGGUUAAUUUAUCGUCCGAUUAAAAUGCCACACAUAAAAGGGGAAUCUUACACUGACUACAACUCCUCGUACGUCUACGUGUAUACUGAUUAUCUACCAGUAGAAUUCUUCUGCAAUGGCAUAAUCAGUGCCUGUCUGACAUUUAUCAACGUAAUGUGCAUCUUUAUCACGGCAAUCAUAGUGCUAAAGAUUAAAGAAGUAGCUGCACCGUACACAUCUACACCGGAAUUACGUCGCUUUUGGGAGCACGAUAUCCGGCUGGUUCGUGAUAAGAAUAUUUCACGAGAUAACAGCUCGGUAGACUCGAGUUUUUACGAUGGUCUGAGUAAAACGAAACAACGCGCAUUAGAGCAAACGUUAAAUGAAGCAUUGCGAGAAGCCGCAGACGACGAGACGUUUCGCAAGGUUCAAAGAGUGAGCUACGGCCAACACGGCCCGGAAGAGUUCACGCCAAAACUUGGUCGCCACACCGCUGGUAGUGUAAGCAACAUUGCGAACACUGAACUCAAAGAAGCUACUGGAUCCGAUGGUUUUCGUCCAGCAGAUGGAUUAGAAAAUUCCGUUAGCACGAAAGAGGACUUGGCCGCUCUUGAUCGACUGGUCACGUAUCUUCUUGGACAGUCAAACAACGCCAAUUCUGUGAACUUGGAUUCUUGGCGACGUUCCCGUCGAGCAAGUUCACGAGGUUACAGACAAUUACGCAGUACGGGUGCCACUGCUGAGGGAGGCGAGGUUGGCUCCAACGUCGACACAACGCCGCUUUAACUCCAAAAAAUUUAGUAAAUAAAACUUCAUUCGAUUCGUCGAAUUAAUUUGCACUUGUAUUGACACAUAUGCUGCUCGACCAGCACGGAUGUUGCCCACGUUCCUCGGGUAUAACACAACUUUUUAUUAAAGAUACAUGGAAUUACUGCAUUUGCUUUAUAACAACAGAGAUUAAAUAAUUAAGUAGAUUCAUGAAUCAGAUCCUUUUGAACCGUGUUAAUCUUCGAGAGAAGAUGGCUCGGUACCGAAGUACCGAUCUCCAAAAUUACCGAUACCGGGUAAAACGUAAAAUUUCUCGUUUAUCACAGGAUCCAGGGCGGAAGUAACAAUUUUAACGCGUGGGAACGCGUAGGCGAUUGAGUGUACACCAGAUUCUGCCAUAAGCAAAGAUGCAAGUAACACAUUCUCUUCGGCAACAUCGUGAUCCAAUAAAACUCUGAUUGCCAUGAUGGCAGCAGCACCUGUUGCCACCGUUGCGUCCAUUAGUAUUACCCUGUAGUCUUUAAUAUCCUUGGGUAACCGGAGAUAAUAGAGCUGUAAAAAGUAUUAGUGAUAUAUAUAUAGAUUUUAUUAGGAAAGGAAAGAUCUCCGGCUAAUUACCUCCGGCUCUCCAGUUUGUUGGUUCGUUUGUAUAAGUAUCUUUCCUAUUCUUAUAUCUUUACAUACAUCUCUAACAGCUUGUUCCAUGGUUUCACCGGCACGUAAAAUAGAGACACCACAUAUCUUAUCUGUGGCCCCGCGUUUUCCGGGAUACAAUACACCCUGAGGGGUUUCUACGGUCACGUCCUUUAAAUACGCGACGAGAAAUGAUAAUAACGAUAGAAAGAAAGUUGAUCAAUUACAUUUUGACAAUAUAACUCUUACCUCAAAUGGCAAAAGAGAUAAGGCGUACUCGAUGACCAAACGUAUUAAACGCUUGGAAUAAAAUAUAAACUCAUCUCUGUACGUUUCUUUGUUCCUUAUAAAUGUAUGCAGACCCUUAAUUUGUGGUGUGUCUGGAAGCAAGUAAAGAGAAGAGGGUAGUGGCUGACCGAUAGACGAGUGGGCUAAUUUUUCUCUGAGUUUGAAACCCCUCUAAAAUUGGAAGUAAUUAUAAGUAAAUACAAUACAUUAAAAUAGUAUUCAAGGAACAGUUGAUUUUACCAAUUGAAGCUGAGUAUGUACAUGCUGUACAAUAAGUUCUAUCGCGACCUCGUUUUCUCCACCGCGUGGAACAAUAAUAUCCGCGUGUACCAUUAGGGGAGCUAUAUAAUAGUAAAAAGCGGGUUGCACCAUA